AUGUCAUGUCCGAAUAAUAUAGCUCCCGGUAAAUUCCUGAUGGAUUCUUUAAUGGGAGGAUCAUCUUCCUUCAGGGGUGAGGGUUAUUCCAGCAACCCCGGGAUAUACAUCCACUCAGCUGCAGAGUACGGAUAUUCAGUGAUGAGAAACAUUGGCAAGGCAGGACCAGCUUCACUCUCCAAAAGAGACGAGGUUUCUCCGGGCGGAGUUCCGCUCAGCGGCUUCCAGGAUGCGCCCUACCUGCCGGCCACAUGGACCCCGGGCUCCAAAACCAGUAGGGACGAACAACCUGUUGCCCAGUGUUUACAACCCUGCUCGUUUCCAGUGGGCAACGUCAAAGAGGAGGCGUUUUGUUGCCUCUAUCAGGAUGACAGCAAUAAGGGGAAGCAGACAACAGAGUCGGCCACUUACAUCCGUCUUGGGGACAAUAGCUGCCGGCCUGAGCAAACCGCCUCGUCCAGCGGCUGUUUCCAGGUGUACAACGGAGAGAGGCCGCAGCAGGACGACCAGCAGUUCCCCUCCGGCUUCUCUCUGACCCACUUGGCGACAUCUGUUGAAUCAGCAUCAGAAUCGACAACAAAUUGCAAUAAAUCGGCGCAGGAGACAGCGAGUGAGGUUUCAAUGACAGAUGAGAGCCAGAACAGGAAGGAAGAGAAGGCCAAGAGUGACAGCUGUUCAGAUAACCCGGACGGGCAAUUAAAAGCUGAUUUAUCCGCGGAAAAUACGACGGGAAGCUGGUUAAAAGCCAAAAGUGGAAGGAAGAAACGGUGUCCCUACACAAAGCACCAGACGCUGGAGCUGGAGAAGGAGUUCUUGUUCAACAUGUAUCUGUCUCGGGAGCGCCGCCUGGAGAUCAGUCGGAGUAUCAACCUGACUGACAGACAGGUCAAGAUCUGGUUCCAAAACAGACGCAUGAAGCUCAAGAAGUUCAACAGGGAGAGCCGAGGAAGGGAGCACAGUGCAGUAUAUAACUAUUCCUGA
Messenger RNA from Anarrhichthys ocellatus (wolf-eel), 981 nucleotides. RefSeq names its product homeobox protein Hox-C10a-like. The coding region runs from base 1 to 981 and encodes 326 amino acids. NCBI's taxonomy places the organism in Eukaryota, Metazoa, Chordata, Actinopteri, Perciformes, Anarhichadidae. Gene Ontology annotation, biological process: regulation of transcription by RNA polymerase II. The record is from RefSeq and is a predicted model, not a curated record. Gene Ontology annotation, cellular component: nucleus. The transcript has 2 exons. Gene Ontology annotation, molecular function: DNA-binding transcription factor activity, RNA polymerase II-specific; RNA polymerase II cis-regulatory region sequence-specific DNA binding.